Molecule: messenger RNA, 3304 nt
Organism: Ananas comosus (pineapple)
Lineage: Eukaryota; Viridiplantae; Streptophyta; Magnoliopsida; Poales; Bromeliaceae
Product: disease resistance protein RPM1-like
Exons: 2
Coding region: 190-2985 (931 amino acids)
Biological process (GO): defense response to other organism
Molecular function (GO): ADP binding; protein binding
Source: RefSeq, a predicted model, not a curated record
UCAUUUGCCACCAAUUAUUUGUUGAGAAAGAUUAUCCUCAUCUCUCACUCAAUCAUCAAAACAUCUUCAAGAGCUUCUUUGGUUGUAGUAUUUUUCUAUCUAUUUAUUUCCUUAUCAAAUUUGAUAUUUGGAGCAGCCCCCUCUUCAAUCUCCUCCUGAGAUCUGUGGCUCAAUUCAAAGGAAGUGCCCAUGGCGGAGGCUGUGGUAAGCUCAUUACUCCUAAAUAUCGGUGCGACCUUAGCUAGUGAAGCAACUAAAGCAGCAACAUCACGAUUACUAACACGGAUAUCAGCAAUGAGAGACCUUGUGGAGGAUAUAAGUGACAUUAAGGGUGAGCUUGAGAGCAUGCUAUCCUUCCUACGGAUUGCAGAAAGAUUAAAAGAGAAGGAUGAGAGCACAAAAACCAUCAUAAAACAAACAAGAGACUUGGCUUUUGACAUUGAGGAUAUUAUAGAUGGGUUCACAUACAAGCUCGGUGAAGAGCAAGGAGGGGUCCUGCCUAAAACAAUCAAGAGGUGCAGAAAUAUAACAACUUGGCGUCGCCUUAGCAAGAGGCUUAACAAAAUCAAAGUUAAGCUUCGAAACAUUAAGGAAAGAAGGGAGCGAUAUGAUACGAAAGGAAUGGAAAAUGAAGCAAGACCUCUAAUAGCUGUUGGUGGUAGCGAAAGCCAUGCAGAAUUAGCGCAUUUUGUCGAGGAGGAUGAUAUCGUGGGUAUUGACGAGUACAGGGACUUGUUGCUCAGAUGGUUAAAAGAUGAGGAUGAGCAGCAACGACAGCACAUGACAAUCUCCGUAUUAGGGAUGGGUGGUCUAGGGAAGACCACUCUCGUGACUCAUGUGUACAAUAUCAUCAAAGCUUCCUUUGAUGCUUGUGCCUGGGUUGCUGUAUCUCAAAGUUAUGAGACUCGUGAUUUGCUUAGACAUAUCUUAAAAGAGUUCUGUAGGGAAGAUCGUGGGAAAAGAGAAGUGCGUAACAACAUUGAUACCAUGGAUUACAGAAGCUUGGUUGAGGAAAUCCGCACUUACUUGCAGUGUAAAAACUAUAUACUCAUUCUGGAUGAUGUUUGGAGUACUGAUGUAAUGGAUAAUAUAAAGAAUGCACUUCUGAAUAGUAAUAGCAAGAGUAGAAUAGUUCUCACAACAAGGAUUCGCGAUGUAGCACUACUAGCUGACGAGCACCGUUUGUUUGAGCUAAAGACGCUAGAGGCAAAUCCUUCGUGGGAUUUGUUUUGUAAAAAUGCAUUUUGGAAAAGUGCAAAAAAGAUUUGCCCUCCACCUUUAGAACAAUGUGCUAAAAAAAUUGUCGAGAAGUGCGGUGGCUUGCCCCUUGCUAUCGUAUCUAUAGCCCGUCUCUUAUCAUUUCGAAAACAAACCGGUUCUGAAUGGGAGAAGAUUUAUAAAGAUCUUGAGUGGUAUCUAACUAACAACGAAUCGAAGCUCCAUGGAAAAGUACAUGACAUUUUGAAACUUAGUUUGGACGAUCUUCCCCAUUAUCUUCGAAAUUGCUUCUUAUAUUGUUCUAGUUUUCCGGAAGACUAUACAAUUGACAGUGUCUGGCUCAUAAGGCUUUGGGUGGCUGAAGGGUUCAUUGAAGAAAGAGGAAUAACGAUGGAGGAAAUGGCCGAGGACUACCUUAACGAACUUGUUCAUCGCUGUCUACUACAAGUGGUUAAGAGGAACGAAGUCGGUAGAGUUUGUGCAUGUCGAAUGCAUGACAUCAUUCGAGUCCUCGCUCUUUCGGAGUCAAAGGAGUUAAGCUUCUGCAUGGUUUACGAGCAUUCACCGAUAAUAUUGCAGGGAUCCAAAGCACGCCGCUUGUCAGUCAUAAGAAAUAUAACAAAUUAUCGUACUGAAGACGAAUCUCAUUUGCGUUCAGUACUUAUUUUCAAAGAUUCCAUGAGCUAUGAUUUGCUGAAGUCGGUCUUAAGAUCAUCAAAAUUUUUACGUGUCUUGGAACUACAAGGAGCGCUAAUCGAGAAACUACCGAGUGAGAUCUGUAACCUCUUCAACCUGCAUUAUCUAUGCUUGCAAGAAACAAAAAUUAAGGAGCUUCCAAGAUCAAUCGGGAAGCUACGAAAUCUGCAAAUAUUAGAUAUAGUUUCAAAUAAAAUAAAAAAGCUACCAAAGGGAAUAACAGAGCUUCAAAAGUUGAGACAUCUAAAUUUGCCCUACAAUUUGGAUAAGAACAUCAACGCAAUCGCAGGAAUAUGGCGCUUGAAGGGCUUGCAGACUUUAGAAUAUAUUAAAGCAACUACGGAGAUUGUGCGGAAUGUAGAAGCUUUGACAGAGUUGCGGUCAUUUUCAAUAAAGGGCGUAAGAACCCAUCACUGUGCAGACUUGUGGAAUAGUAUCACAAAGAUGAACCAUCUUAACUAUUUAGAGGUCAGAAGUGUACGUGGGCAAGAAUUACAGCAGUUGGGCACCCUGCGCCUACCUUCGCCAAUUAAAGAAUUAUGGUUGUGCGGUGAAUUGGACAAAACCUCACUCCCUGAGCUUGCCACGUCCUUUGGGUCUCUAACAAACCUAACCAGAUUAUCACUUUUUUAUGCAAAAUUGGAUGAAGAUACGUUUCCUUACCUGCAAGCACUGCCCGCGUUGAUGCUUCUCAACCUUUUUUCGGCAUAUGACGGCAUGAAGUUGCACUUCCAAGCAACAUCAUUCCCGAAGCUAAAGGAAUUGUACAUAACAGAUGCCUCGAAGCUUAGUCAGGUGGAAAUAGAAAGAGGGGCAAUGCCAAACCUGAAUAAGCUAGAACUAUACUGUUGCCCCGAGCUAAAGGAGCUGCCCCGCGGUAUCGAGUACCUUACCACCCUUCAGGAUUUAUUCAUUAGCUAUCCAGCAGAGGAACUUGUUGAACUGCUUCUAGGAGGAGGAGGAGGAGAAGGCGACCACAGCAAUGACUGGCGCACGAGGGUUCGCCACAUCCCGAAUUUUACUAUUUCAUUCAAACGAGACCGCAAGGUUGUCGAAGAAAGGAUUCAAUGAUUCCAUAUCAUGUAGGUGAGUUUGUGCACUUUUUGCAACGCACCGACCGAGCUUGAUGCUUUCAUAUUUUCCGCCUCAGAUCUUCUAAACAAUCUGUGCUCGAGGAAAAUUGAAAAUGAUGAUCGAUAUAUGCAGAUGUUAUCUUAUAUGUGUAUUUUAUUUUAUUUUAUUUGUAAUGUAUGUGUAUGUAAAAGUGGAUGCAUCAAAUUAGUUGGUGCAUGUCUUCAGCUGCUCGUAUUAUGUAUUUGGAGAAUGCUUUGUACCCUUAAAACUUUAUUUAUUGGUUAAAAUAAAAAAAACCUUCCGUUAUAAAUAUUCA